Molecule: messenger RNA, 7839 nt
Organism: Cataglyphis hispanica
Lineage: Eukaryota; Metazoa; Arthropoda; Insecta; Hymenoptera; Formicidae
Product: constitutive coactivator of PPAR-gamma-like protein 1 homolog
Exons: 16
Coding region: 399-3380 (993 amino acids)
Cellular component (GO): nucleus
Source: RefSeq, a predicted model, not a curated record
AUAGCGUGGCCUCUGGGCGGUCGUCGGUCGUGCGCGCUUGUGGGGAUCAGCAGCAGGGACCAGGGUGCUCAUUUCCGUUUUCGAUUCGACGUCAUCCAACUCCGAAAGCCCGUGUGUUUUGUGUUUCUUUGGGGCCACGAUGAUUAUCGCUAAUUUAACAUUGAAACUUUUGAAAUUGGAAUUAGGUUUUUUCGGAUAUUAAAACACACACACACAUAUUAUAUACUUCAAAAACAUACCGACGUAACAGAGAAAAAAAAAAGGGAACGCAUUGCUGAUCUUGCAACACAGAGAUAAACGAGGGAAGAUAGUGCUAUCUUUCGUAUAAAGAAUAACAAUUAAGACAAAUUAAGGUGCAGAGAUUUGUGACUGUGUAGCGCAAUUCAGGAGUUGAAAACAUGGGCAUUCAAGACUUGCAAACUUUCCUGGAUAGUAAUUGCGUGCAAGGAGGAUCCGUGCCUAUAGAUUUGUUGAAGAUUGCGCGUGUGUUUGCGCAAAAGUCACAACGUAAUCGUGUAAUUAAAGGACAACAGUUGCAUAACUUUGGUAAACUCAGACUAGUUCUUGAUGGAGAAUGCUGCUUGGAUCGAUUAUACGGUGGAUUCUUCUCAGAUUGGGCUUGUGGCGGACAAUGGAAUCGCAUGCUCCAGUUUCUUGCGGUUCUCAUACAAGCAAUGGAGAUGUCAGGACUAGAAAUAGCUGUAUUCUUUAAUGGGUGUUUUGAGCCUCUUCGACGAGCGGAUUGGAUACAACAUCAAUUGCAAAUGCGUGCUAAAGUUAACAAUGUCCUGAAACACAUAACAACGAAAGGUACGCCGCCGCCGAAAAUUUGGUGGACUCCACCUGUAUGUUUAAGGACAAGUUUACGUAUGGCUCUUAGGCAUCUUAAUGUAACAGUUUUAUGUAGCAUGGAUGAUCAUCAUCAGGAAGUCAUUGCAUAUUGUCGUGAAAACAAUUACAAUGGGCUGAUAGCAGAUGAUGCAGAAUAUGCUGCAUUUGAUCCUCCACGAUACUUCUCGUCUGAACAAUUGAAGCUUACAUAUAAGGGUUCUCUUGACACAAAAGAAUAUAUGCUCUCUGAAUUCACUAAAGCCCUCAACAUACCAUCCGACAGGUUAUGUAUAUUAGCAGCUUUACUUGGCAAUUACAUAUUGACCGAAAGCGAUUUGGCCGAUUUCUACAAGAAUCAUAAUAUUAGCACCAACGUGCUAAAUAAGACGAGCGUCGAACAGAUGAUCAAGACGAUUGCGAACUUUGUCAGGGAACUUUCGUCCAUGGAAUUGGAUGUAGUUUCGCAAAAAGUCUUUGGUUCCACUUCUGACCCAAGAUGUUCUAAAUUGAGACAGUCUGUUCAGUAUUAUUUGAAUGGAACAAAAGAGGGAUUUCUACAUUAUAAGCCUGUGAAACCAACAAAAAUUCAUAAACUAGAUUCCAAGCCGAGUUCACAGGCUCAGUCGAAUCUGUCAGAUACGCCGUCAGCCUCGGAAGGAGAGUCCAAUUUGGAGACAUCGAGAUUUGCAUCCGAAACUCUGGAGAGUGAACGCGAGAGUUUGAAUGCGUAUAAACAGGCAACCGCUAAUGCCAAAGCAGCGCCGCAAAUUGUGAUCGAUCCACCCGGGCUUCAGGGUCACGGAGAUUCUGAUAGAGACGCCAUACGCACGGAGGAAGAACAAAAUGAUGGACAUGCAAUCAACGGUACUCACAAUCUCUUGAUAAGCUCAUCGAGUUCGAGUAGCAGCUCCUCUGCAACAUCACCGUCCCACGCCACGGCCGAUUCUGCGAAACAGCCGGAAAAAACGCCCAAUAUUCCCAUCACAUCACCGGAGGUCAUGCGUACCGCUUCGGAGCGUCACCAAAAAGGACUGAUGUCGCCGUAUAUCUAUCAAAUUCUUAUUGCUGGCGAGAUCAAAUUGCCGGUUCUUCUAGAGGAUGAAAAUCAUCGCGAAUUCCCUUCCAUUCAUGUGAUUUACAGACCAAUCCGACAAAUGGUAUACGCGAUUUUGUUCAAUCUUCAUCAUCGAAUAUAUCUAGCUACGAAGAGUAAAGAGAAGGGUGACAGCGAAAAAGUCGAAGUCCCAGAAGUGAUAAUAAAGGAGUGGGUAUGGUCUAAGUCCAACCCAUAUCAAACUCCAGAAUUGGUGAAAGCAGAACAAAUCGGUUGGGGCGUUCCUACAAUACAACGUUUAUGGUUUGGCACAGUCAUAGAUGACAAGCGACGUAGGCUUAGGGGAUUUCUAACUUGCAUGAGAUCAGAUACCCCUCUCAUAUUAAAUACCUCGUAUGUUCCGCAACAUCUGUUGGUCAUGGCUUGUGUUUUGAGAUACAUCAUGUCUUUCUCCGAUAAGAUAAAAAUUUUACGCCGUCAGGAGUUAGAUGCUUUUAUCGCACAAGCUUUCUCGCCGGAGCUUAUGAAUGCUCAGUAUCUACAAGAUCUGCAGCUUCCAUUAGUGACGUCGCGCGGAGUGCAACUGGCUACCUUGUUCAUGGCCGGUGUAGAGACCGCGCUAUUAGCAAACGAUGCUUGUGGCGCACCGAUUCCAUGGUUAAUGUGCUGCCCCUGGCUUUAUUUCGAUGGUAAACUAUUCCAUCAUACGCUUGCUCGAGCUACUAUCGCCAAGAACUUACUAGAGCUUUGUAGCGGCCACAUUGACCGCGUGGUUAAAGUCGAAAGGAUGAGGAAAGCGAUACUCGAGGGAAUUACUCCGAUGUUUGCCCGUCCGCCAUUGCCUGUCGCACCAGGUAUUCGCGUAUCAGUUUCCUCGAAUAUAUUACCUGCUGGUUGUCCGACUAUUAACGAAGGAUUGAUGCGUGGUGGCCGUGGCAGCGGGACAAUACAACCUCAACGCGGUCUAAUGCGACGUCCUAUCCCAUCGCGGGGUGGUCAGUUAGAGAUUGCCGGAGUUGUGGUGGGCCAAUGGGGUCCGAAUUACGGACAACCUGGUCGACCCAUGCCGCAACCAUUGCAAGGGCAUCCUCGUGGACGAAUUCCACCACAGGUAACUUCUAUCGGUGGGCUUAAGUAUGGUCUUCCCCGUGGAUUCAAUCCAAUAAAUCGACCGACCUUUCAGACACGCGGUACCAGCCGUGUCCCGAUUGCUGGACGUGGAAAGAAGACUCAAAUGAAGGUAACUGGCAAGAAGAAGACAGCUAUUAAAAAGACCACCGAAAAGAAAGACUGCAAAAACCGUGGUAUCAUCGCUGAUGAAAUCACAGAUUAUAACGAAAUUGAAAACGACGAUGCAGCUCGUGCAUUACUAACAAAGGAUGUACUAUCAGUACCAGGUCAAUUUGAUGACGCAGUGGAAAACGGUGGUAAAGGCAUGGAAAAGGGACAAGGCGAUGCUCCGGCACUGGUUGCUCCGGUCGCCACGGAAAGCUAAAUGCUACCGACGUACAAAGAGAAAAUCUCACGAAAACUGUAACUACUUCCCGACCAUGACUCAAGACUGCUAACAAUCUACGUAUAUGUUCUAUGAGCGAUUGUGCAUUAGUAACACUUGAAUAUCCAUUUCUGAAAUUAUGCGAAAAUCUUUUAUUUUUGAUAAUAUUACUAUUAAAAUGUAAUUGAAAAAAUGCAGGAAGAUCUAUAUAUUAUUAAGCUGACGUCAGACUAUGCGCAAAUUCGCCAUUCGUAAUUCGUAAUGAUUUGCGGAAAUUCAUGGUUCAUCAGUAUCCUCCAUUCGCAAUCUAUAUAUUCACGAUUUACGACUUCGGCGUUUAUUGAUAAAUAUUCAUUUCAUUAUCAAAAUGAUCAUAUUGAUGAACAUUUUUAUUUCAUUAUUAAUUUUGUUUAUUAUAAUUUGUAAUAAUUACAAAAUUGUUUAUUACAUAAUGUGUAGAAUUUGAAAAUGAUAAUUAAAAUUGUUAUUUAAUGCUAUAAAAUAUAAAAAGUAACGUUUUAUAGGAUAAAAUUUAUCAUUAAAGAGGAAUAUAAAAUAUUAAUAUAUAUAAUACAAGCACAUAUAAAUGUAUUAUUUAUACAUCACGCAACUGUUUAUUAUAUAAAUAUUUAUGUAUGAUUGUACAUAUACAUAUAUAUAUUUAUAUCAUUAUAUUCCAUCAAGAUCAUAUUUCGUAAUAGAUUUGUUGAUAUUUAAAAACUAUUAUUUUUAGUAGCAUCAAGUGACAAUUUUAAUUAUUAUUCUAUAAUCUUAUUUUAUAGGUCAGAAUAUGCAAAUACACAAAACUUUAUUAAAUUAUUGAUGUUGAAAUGGAUGUUUUAUAUAUUUAUCUUGAUGCAUGGUUUAUCGCCAGCUGUACACGUAAUUGUAAAAAAAACAUUAUCUUAUUUUUCAGACAAUCAAUUUGUUAUCAUCAGGAAUUUUUUAUCAGAUAAAUUGAUGCAAUGAUUUAGGAAUAUAUAUAUAUAUAUAUAUAUAUUUUACAAAGUUUUAAUUUUUCAAAAUUAUAAACUGCAUUUAAUUCGUUAAUAAAUAUUUUCAGACGAAAGGGAUUUUCGAAGCAUCAUUUAAAAGCUGUCUGUUUCCUUAGUGUUACUUGCACAAAAGCUCGAAUGGGUCCAAAAUAUUGAAAUAUUAAUAAGAGACGAGAGAUCUUUACUUAAAUGGUGUCCCGGUAGUCCGCGACACACGGUGUAAAGAUUUUACCCAUUUUUGACAUGAUGACCUCACUGCCAAACGUACUAUUCUGUAUAAGAUAGAAAGAGAGAGAGAGAGAAAGGCGAGAGGAAAAGAAAAAAAUCGUGCUUAUACUAAAAGGAAAAAAAAAAACGAGCUAAUUUUGCUCGCAUUAUUACUCGACUGAUUACGCGUGCGCUAAUUUUACUACUCAAAGAACACAAAUCGUCAGCUGCUAUAAGUAUUUAAUUCUUAAGAAUUAUUUUUUUUACACGAAAAUAUAUAUUUUCCGGUAUUAUAUGAAAUGCUCGCUGCGACGUGUCUCAGUAGUCCAAUCUGAUCGACGAAGAAGAAAGUAGCUUGAUACACGUGUACACGGAUUAUACAUACAUAUACACACACACACGCUGUACACAUUACAUAAUUACUGACUUUUGUAGAUAAGAACGAUGCCAGAUGGAGUACUGAGAUAGUCAUUAGCACAUGGAGACUGAUGCUUUUCAUAUAGGUAAAAUAUAUAUUGAUAUAUAUAUACAUAUUAUUUAGAUUAGAAAAGAUUCCCACGCAUAUGCAGUAUAUUAUACGUAAGUUGUGCCUGUGUAUGAUGCAUGAAUGUAUUGUACUUACAAGUACAUGAGAGAAAUUGUGCGAUUUAAAGUGUGCAUGUUAAAGUAAGAGAGGAAGAGAGAAAGAGAGAGAGAGAGAGAGAGAGAGAGAGCGAGAAAAUGAAAGAAGCCACGAUAAUGAUGUACAUAAACGUGGCAUGUUAUGCUGUUAUGAACGCACGUUACAUACAUGUGUACAUUCAUGUAUGCAAUCUAGAUCAUAUAUUUAUUUGCGAUGAAAGAUUGUACGAAUGAAUGUGUUUCGGACGAAAUUUAUGGUUUAGAUAUGAUAGCGUUUCUAUCUUGAGAGCAGACUUGAGGCUUAUCAUGGGGCUUAUCUUAAGUAUAAAAAAAUGUUUGUUAAGAAGAGCGAUCCUCCCUUACGGUAUGCCUCAUAUUGUUUAGAAAAUAUGCUACAUUACGGCUAAAUACGCAAGAGAUACAAGUUGUUGAUUCUAAAUCAUUUAUACGAACACAUUUGAUUGAAACUAUUAUAACGAAACGAUUAUAUUUGUUUUUCUAUCGCGUGACUUCUCGCAAUACACUUGUUUGUUGAAAUUUUGAUGUUUAAGUUUGAUAAAAAAAUUGAUAAUACAUUAAAAACAUGUUAUUGUCGUCAUAGAUUAAGUGUUAAAUAAAAGAUUUAGAAAAAAGAGAGGAUUUAUUAUAUAUUGCGUUUGAAAAAAAUACAAAUUUUUUUGUGCGCGCACGUCUAGUGUAGCAUAUUUCAAGAAAUGUUCCUCCUUUAAUUGUACAUAUGAACAGUUACUUUUUAGAAGUGACACAGUGUGAUUGAUAUAUAUGAUGUACAUACAGAAUCCAGGUGCGUGUAUGCUUAUCACGUAUCGGAGAAUAGGAAGCGAUUAUGUUAAAAAAUAUACUAUUUAUGCGUAGAAUAGUCUAAAAGACUUUCUACCAAAGAUCAUCGGAAAGAAAGAGAGAGAGAGAAAGAAACGGUUUUCUUUUAUCACUAGAAAUGAUAUAUAACAACAAAAUAUCAAGACAGCACGACAGAACACGAUUAUUAAAAUAAGUACCGAAGAGAUAAGACAAAAACACAUGUCCAAGACAUGUGGGCGAAGGUAAUUAAAGCGAGUAAAAAAAAAAGAGAAAACCAUUUAUUGAGGUAAUAUAAUGAAAUGAUAAGAUAAAAUGUUAUAUUUUUGUAGAUUUGUUAUUGCGUAAAAUGCAUUAGGACACUGUGAGAAACUUUAUAUAAUUUGAGUAAAAUGACAGUUAACGAGCCUGAGAGUAGUUAAAUGAAUAAGAUCCUGUGGGAGAGAAAAAGAGAAAGAAAGAUACGAAAGUGCUUUAGAUGGCAUGUUAAGGAAAUGACAUCCAUGGAUAAAUUUUGCCGAAAAGAAAAAAAAAGAAUGGAGUCCCACGUUUUCCUAUGUUUCCGGAGCUCUCAAUUUCCCGAGUUGCUUGUAGGGACAGGAAAAGAGAGAGAAAGAUUAUAUAUAUAUAUAUAUAUACACACGCAUAUAUAACAUAUAUGAAUACAGAGAGAUGAAUUAUAUAUAACUAAUAAUGUCAGCUUCAAUGUGCGCCGAUGUGUGGAGAUAAAAUUCGACCGUUUUACGCGAUGCGAAAUCAACGUCAGCGUUCGCUUCUAACGCAGUUUCUAUCGAAAUUGGCGUGUGCGUUUGUAAAUCGAUACGUUUCACGUGAUACAUAUGUAAUAUGAUUUCGAAAUCAUCCGAGUCUCAUAACGCAAUUAGCGUGCGAUUACUUUGCAAGGUACACGCACCGACAUAUGAUUGCUGAGAAAGAAAAAAAAACAGUAUUCCUUUCCGAAAAAGUAAAUUUCGAAAAUUGACAAUUAUUCGUUCGUUCUCGAACGAUAUAUACACUUAUACACACACACACACACACACACAUACACAACAUACAAACAUACAUACAACACGUACUAGAAGCCGACUUUCUUGAAUCUGACAAAAUACGAAUUUGAGAGUAAAAUGUCACUUUACGCUUUUAACGUAAAGAUAGAUGUGAUUUUCUUUCUGAGAGAAAUCGAACUCUUGAUAUCUAAUACCGGAUAUAAAACGAGUAAAGACACAAAUAAUAACGAUGUAAUAACGCAUGAUGAUCAGUUGCCGCUGCACUGAUACACGAAUAAUAUUCAAUAAUAAUAAUAAUAAUGAUGAUGAUAACGUGAAAUAAUUUAAUGUAAAACGCGAAGCGUGUAUAAUGCGAAAAAUGAAAAAAAAAACAAACGAGAAUCCACAUUAAAUACAACAGAAAAUACGGAAACUCGAAUGACGUAAAAAAAGAUUUAAAAAAAAAAAAACAGGCGUGGCUGCAACUUAAAGCGUGCCUGUGCUUUUCGUUAUUGCGAUAGUUAGAGGAGAAGCGGGGCCCACGAAACAAACUUAUCUAUGAUAAUAAUAAUACCGACAUUACCGUUGUAAAAGAAUUACAAGUAAUCUAUGAUCGUAUUUAUUAUAUAUGAAGUAACAAAUCUAUAAAUGAUCUUCUCAGAUGCAAUUGUGUGUGUUGUGAACAGAUAACUAAUAACAAAAAAUUCACAUUGUGCACCGAGUAUAAAAUACUAAUUCAUCUCAAGGGGGCGACCGAUUAUUAUAUAUUGAACGAUGAAGAGAAAUUAGUCUGUUAUUCGAGAAACGUUAUUGUCUAUUAAAAAAAAAAAAUAA